CAGGACAACGUGCACCGGCCGUCGUGGCAGGCGCAGAUCCGCGGCUCGAAGCGCUGGCGGCUGCACCCGCCGCCCGAGUGUGAGCACGUCUGCCGCCCCUUCACAGUGGACAUCCACCGGGGCCAGAUGUUUUUGCUGGACACGAACCAAUGGUACCAUGGCACCGAGGUGAUCGGCGAUGAGAUGUCCAUCACUAUCGGGUCCGAGUAUGACUGAGUAAUGUGACGAGGUAUCCAUCACUAUGGGGUCCGAGUAUGACUGAGUCGUGUGGCGAGGUAUCCAUCACUAUGGGGUCCGAGUAUGACUGGGUUGUGUGACGAGGUAUCCAUCACUAUCGCUCCUUGGUGUCACCGGGUCGUGACUCAGCACUGCAAACAGACACAAAGCACCUAGCCUUUCGGCGCUAGCUGUUGAGAUCUGAACGCCCACACAGCACAAAUGCUGCUACUGAGCGCUUACAAUUCUAGGCGGGUGUUGUGUGUCCAUGAUGAUGCUGUGAUGCCAAUAAUCGGUCCGGCUGAGGUUUAGUUAGAUGUGGUCGAGCCUCCACGGCCUUUACCACAUUAACUGUGUCGUAAUAUGCGUUGUGGAAGCAGCAGACGUAUUUUGUGCUUUGAUGCUGCUACUUAGUCAUGUUUGCCGUAACCUCUACCAAGACUUGGUUUCCGUUAGUGGGUUGUUUUGUUUGUGUCUUGUUUUAUAAUGUUGUUGGUUGAAUCAGGCAUGGAUAUCGUAAGUCUGCAACAUUUGCUCGUUCAAAGCAGCAUCCCUGAGUAUUCACGAGAGUCGACGUCAGGCUCCAUCACAGGCUUGAUACCUGCUUCUGUGGAUAUUUUGGUGCAUGGUGGCCAUGCCGUAAGUGCGCACCUCUCACGAUUACUACCAUAGCGGAAAAGCAAGUCAAUGGACGUAGCGCAACGUUUUUGUUAAUGAUAGGCCACCCGUAGCAAGCACUUCCGACAUGCCCACUCGUAGCGCUGGGAUGUUUGUUGUCUGUGUCUCGUGUUAUGCCAAAGAACAGCGUCCUCCGUCGCGAAGACGCUCCCGAGCUUCCGCCGAUACUUUGUAUUGUCGCGCCCGGUACGGCACCGAAGAGCGGCGCAUUCUCAUUGUGAUAACGCACCAGAGCUUCCCUGGUACUAUGUAUUACCUCGCUCCUGUAAUGGCCAAAGAGCGACGUGUUCGCCUAGAGAUGUCUCAGCAGAGCUUCCGCUGUGGUUGUCCGUUGUAUUUCCGCGUCGCUGUAGGUGUUGCCACGCCGUCUGAUGCAAAGAGAUGACUUUACGAUGUAAUAAUACACCAGAGC
Messenger RNA from Pollicipes pollicipes, 1306 nucleotides. RefSeq lists its product as uncharacterized. The annotation marks the transcript as partial. Lineage: Eukaryota; Metazoa; Arthropoda; Thecostraca; Pollicipedomorpha; Pollicipedidae. The record is from RefSeq and is a predicted model, not a curated record. The transcript has 2 exons.